Messenger RNA from Cinara cedri, 5371 nucleotides. NCBI's taxonomy places the organism in Eukaryota, Metazoa, Arthropoda, Insecta, Hemiptera, Aphididae. The record is from the annotation of a GenBank genome assembly.
AUUAUAGAUAUAUUAAAGUUUACAAUUAUUUUUAAGUUUAUAAUUUUUGGAUUUUUUAAUCUUAUAUUUAACUGCAUAUGAAAGACAAUUUUUAUUUUGAACAAAUUAAAAAUUGUCAUUAAUCUUUGGUUGCAUGUCUAUAUAAUUAACUUGGUAUUAUUAAAUGUUUUAGUUUUAAAAUUAUUAUUGUUUGAAUCAAUUUUAGUCUUCACAAUAGUAUUAUGCAUCAAAUUAUUAUUUUGUUUAAAAUUGUUAUCUGGAGUAUUUUAAUUACUUUAAGUUUUAUGAAUCAAAUUGAAGCUGAUUCACCUCCAAUUGUGUUAUGGCAUGGAAUGGGUAAGAAAAAAAACAAAAUGUCUAGGUACCUACCUAAUAUUUUUAUUUAAGGUAGAUAUGUAUUAGUAUUAUUUGAGUGGGUAAUAAUAGUUAAUAAUAAUAACUACUGUUAUUAUUAUACCUUUAUACAGUAGGUUCCGAUUUUAACAUAGCAUUUAUAUUUUUGUUGGAUAAUCUUGGAUGUGAAUUCCAUUUUUGAGAAAUUUUAGGGAGUAUUGAAAUACAUAUUUUAGAAUAAAUUACAGGAUUUUAACCUGUUCAGUGUGUACAUGUGCAAUACAAUAUAAUUUUAGAAAGCAACAUCUAUUUUUUAACACUAUUUUAAUAGUACUAUUUUUUUCAAGCAACUUAAUUUUUCUCUAUUUCAAAAAUUAUCUCCAAUAUGGCCAUCUAAAGUUCAUUAGAAAAUAUGAACUUUAUACAUUUUUAAAAACUUUAUAACUUGUGUUAUUAUGCAUGUGUUGUUUUAUUAUUAGUAGUUAACAUUUUUUUACUUUUAAAAUUAAUGAGAAAAAGAACGAAAGGUUGAAAAAAAUACAAUUUAUAGAAUGUGUAUUUCAGUACUCCUUAUCAUGUCUUAAAAACGGAAUUCAAAUCCAAGGUUAUUUGGCUAAAAUAUUUAGUGCUAACUAACUUGAACUUACUGUACCUACUACUACUGUCUACUACCUAUAUUUUAUAUAUUUAUCGAUUUGUAUGUAGUUUUAUAAUAAAUAUUAUUUAUUUUGACUUUACCAAAAGAAUAUUAUUAUAUUAAUUUGAUACAUUCGAAUAAAUAAAAUAGGUAUAUAUGUAUUAAAAAAUAUAUUAAGUGAUUUUUCUAUCAUAAUAUAGGUAAUUAAUGGUUGCGUAUUUUAUAAGAUACUUAUCUAAUUAAAAAUAAUGUAUUUAUUUUAGGUGAUAGUUGUUGUAACCCGUUAAGUUUGGGAAAAAUUAUUAAUUUAUUAGAGAAGAACCUAGGUAAUGAUUCUUAUGUGAAGUCUUUACAAAUUGGAAAAUCUUUUGAACAGGUCUCGUAUAAUUUUCAAUAUUUAUUAAAACCUCAUUUUUUAAUUUGUUACAUGUCAAAACAGAUGUUGUGUACUUGAUUUUCAUAAAUUUAUAUAUUAUUUUUAAUAAUAUUAAUCAUUUUGAAACGUUUUAAAUUAAAUUUUUUGAAAUAAUUAAAAUUUUUUUCUUAAAUUAUAUAAGUUAAUUUUUGUUAAAGAUUGAAAAAAAAUAUAAUAAUAAUUUUUAAUACCCAUAUAAAUAUGCAUAAUUAAUAAUUUUUUUGUUUUUUUGGUUUCAUCAUACAUGAUUUUCAAAGUUGGAAUAUGAAAUUUUAAUCUGAGGUUAAUGAAGUUGCAUUCUAAUAGUUAUUAUAAAAUAUAUUAUUGUAAAAUGUAAGUUAAUAUUUAAAAAUAUUAUAAUUUGUAGGUAUUGUUAAAAUAAAUUACAAUUACUGAAUAUAUUCAUAGUAUACAUAACUUUUUAUCAAUAAUUCGUACCUAUAGCUGUUUAUAGUCUUUGUUUAUAAAUACAUUUCACAGUUAAUAAAGUUUAAGAGUUCAUAAUUUUGAAAGCUAUUCAAGCCUAUGGAAUUGUUAUAUUAUUUAUAUUUGUUAAAUAUUUAUGAAAAACAAAAAACAAAAAAUGUUCAUUUCGCCUUUUUUAAUAAUACAGGAUGUAAAAAAUAGUUUCUUUAUGAAUGUAAAUCUUCAAGUUAAAGAUGCUUGUAAGCAAAUAACUGCUGAUCCAAAGUUAGUCAAUGGUUAUAAUGCUAUGGGUUUUUCCCAAGGAGCUCAAUUUUUGUUAAGUCAAAUCAUAUUUAUACUUUAAAGUAUAAACAAAUUAGUAAUUUUUAAAUUAUUUUGAUUUAGGAGAGCAGUAGCUCAACGAUGUCCUAAUCCUCCUAUGUUAAAUCUUAUAUCAAUUGGUGGCCAACAUCAGGGUGUUUUUGGCAUGCCAAGAUGUCUUUAUUCUAGUCAUAAAUGGUGUGAAUAUAUACGAUUAAUUCUGAAUAAAGAAGCUUAUGCAAGGUAAAUAAAUAUAUUUUUUAAUAAAAUUUAAAUAAUUGUAAACAAUUUACUAUGAUACAUUUUUAACUAUAAAUAUGUAAUUUAAUUUAUAUUGAUAUUUAAAUGAUACUUAAAUAAUUCGUAAAUAUGUCUAUAAUAAAGUAAACAUAUCUUCUAUUUUGUGAAGUAAUUCUUGUUAAGUAUAGAAAUGUCUUGUUAAAUAUAAAUUAAUAAUUGUACCUAUAUAAAUAUUGUAAUACUUAUUUUUAAUGAAUAUUUUAUUUUUGAUAAAUUUUCAGUUGGGUACAAAAUUCAUUUGUUCAAGCAGAAUAUUGGCAUGAUCCAAUUAAAGAAAAUGAUUAUAUACAAAGAAGCCACUUUUUGGCAGACAUAAAUAAUGAACGUGUCAUUAAUACAAAUUACCGUGAUAAUUUACUUAAAUUAAGGAACUUUGUUAUGGUAAUGUUCUCUAAUGACACAAUGGUUAUUCCAAAAGAAAGUGAAUGGUUUACUUUUUAUAAACCAGGUCAAGAUAAAGAAAUAAUGCCACUUGAACAAUCUGUGUUGUACCUUACUGUAAGUAAUUAGGUAAAAACUAAAAUUAACUGUUAUCAUAUUAACACAUUGAUGGACAUUUGUGAUAUAAUUUUUACUGUUAUAUUAGUAGUGCUAUACCUACAUCCAAAAUCUAUGUAAAUUGACAGUGUGGACUGCCAUAAUGUGGUAGUUCAUUGUCAUCUAUGAUUUGGUAUCAUUGAAAAAAUUACUGCUUCCUCAUUGUUGACGUAAUAUGUCACUAUGUUACUGCUAUGAAACUAUGAAAGCAAAUUUACAAAAGAUAAAAGUGUUUGUGUAUGGAAGGGAAAAUAAAACCAGAGUACAGAUAAAAAUAAUGAGGAAACCAAAUAGUAAAAAAAGUAGAGAAAUUUACGUAUUAAGGGAGCACAAUCAGCAAUGAUGGAUGAAAUGGGAGUGAAAUAAUAAAACGUAUUUGUCAAGCCAAAAUAGCCUUCAACAACAAGAAAACUAUUUAAAUCAAAAAACAUAAGCCUAAAAUCAAGGAAAAAUCUAUUGAAGAUGUAUGUAUGUAAUAUCAGUGAGAGAACGAAAAGACUGGAGUAGUUUGAAAUGUGAUGCUAUAGAAGAAUGUUAAGGAUAAGUUGGAUGAACAGGUUAUCCAAUGCAGAGGUGCUGGAAAGUUAAUAUGGAGAAAUAUAGUUAGAAGACUAAACGAAUAGAUAAACCAAAUAAUGUGACACAAAGGAUUGUUAAAACUGAUUAUAAAAGCAAGCAUAGAGAAAGAACCAUAGGAAAAAGCCAAGAUUAGAGUAUAAAUAACAGAUAAUAAAGGACCUUGGUCCUGGAUGUAACUCAUAUGUAGAAAUGAAAAGGAAAGCCAAAAAUAGAGAAGAAUAGAAGAUGAUGCAAACCAAUUUACAGAUUACUAUAGCAGUAGUGUCUGUCAAUGUGUUAAGUUUAUUUGGAAAUCUCUUUUAUCAUUCUUAAGGCACACUAUACACCUUAUGUCCUUACAUACUAUAUGAUCAGGCCGGGCUGACAGGAUAAUUUUUUCAAGUCAGAUAUCAUAAUAUAUCAGGUCUUGUGUGCUCAUCAUGUGUGUCGUCUGAUUAAUAUAUUUACUAAAUCUGAUUGUGUUUAGCGUUGUCCAUUAGAUUUUCUUUUGAUGUUGAUGCAUGCACUAUGGAAAUAAAAUUCAACUGACCAAAUCAUGCAAUGGUUGUGCCAUAUGUACACUUCCUGAUUUGGUCAAGCUAUUUGUUGGUCUAUUCAAAUCAUGUAGUUUGUAGGGGCCUUAAUAGAAUUUUAAUAAAACUAAAUGUAGCGAUAAACUUGUAAAUAUUAUAAAUAUUAAUGUAUUAAUGUUUAAAAAAAAAUAAAUUAUCAUCUCGAAAAAGAAAAGAAGAUUCUGAUUAUACCUUAAAAAGGUAGAGUGAAAAUUUUGAUUCCUACUUUCUAAAGUACUCCUUCGUUUUUUGUUUAGUUCAAAAUUUAUUCUGAAAUACCUUCUUUUAUGGUUUAUUUAGCCCUCAAAACUAUCCCAUUACACAGCCAAACAUUCAAUCAUCUCUGUCCUUCGAUAAUAUCCUCCAAUUAGAGCCACCUUGUAACUCGUCAAUUUCCUUUUUUAUAUCUUUUACAUCUUCCCAGCACAACUUUGGUCUUCCCAAAGGUCGUCCAAGCAGAUUCUGUUCAAGCAUCGUAGUGUGUAACAACUUAUUUUGGGUUCUCCAAGCAUGGCCAGCUCAUUAUAAGCUUCCUCUUCUGAUAACUUCUGAAAUAUCCGCAUUACUAUAUGAGGUUUCUAGCUCUAUAUUCUUUUUCCGUCUUCACUCUCUAGUUAUAUUAUCCUUGAUUGGUUUAUAGAAUCUCUGCAGAAAAUUUUUCUCAUAAUUAAUGAAUUUAUUUUUGUUAAAAUUGUUAUUUUUUCUUAAGUGACCAAGUUUGAGAUCCAUACAAGAGAAUUGUUCACUUUGAUACUUCUUGCAUGAGAUUAAAAAUAUAAUAUAUGAGCUUCAAAGUAACCUGACAUUGUGAAAACAUCUAUUGAUUAUUUAUUAUUAAUAACCUAUGAUAUUAAUGUUUAACAUUAAAUUAUUUUUGUGUUUUCCAUUAGGAUCGACUUGGUUUAAGAGUUUUAGAUGAAAGUGGGCGACUACAUUUUUUAUCUGUUCCUGGAAAUCAUCUAAAAUUUUCUGAAGAAUGGUUUCUGGAUGAAAUUGUUAAUACAUUUCUUAAAGAGUAACACUAUUGUAUUACAAUUAUUAUAGUUUUAAUUACACUAAUAAUAGUUAUUAAAUUUAAUAAAUAAGAUGUCAUAUUUAUUAUUAUACUUGCGUCGCUUAUAAAUGAAAUACAAUAAAAUUGAUCUUUUUAACAUAUCAUAAUAACAAAAAAUAUUUAUUAUUUUUAGAUUCUGAUUGGAGCAAAGAAGCUUAUGGUUUUACAAAGAUGUUUAUUUUUUUUUCUUUAGACAACUUUUCUACCAGAAAACUUGAUUUAUUUUUUAUGUGUAGCAA